Messenger RNA from Quercus robur (English oak), 3753 nucleotides. RefSeq names its product PWWP domain-containing protein 1-like. The transcript is spliced from 3 exons. The record is from RefSeq and is a predicted model, not a curated record. Bases 276 to 3404 code for a protein of 1042 amino acids. Lineage: Eukaryota; Viridiplantae; Streptophyta; Magnoliopsida; Fagales; Fagaceae.
UCCGGUGUCCUAAUAUGCUUAUCCCAUACAGGAAAAAAUCCCCUUCCACGCACAAAUCUGAAAUCACCAUCUACUCUCUCUCUAGGGUUUUUGAUUUGAAGCUGAUAUGUCAAAAUAAUGAACCACUAAUUUUGAGCACAUUUUUAUUAGAAAUGGUGGAAUGGUUGAGCCUCUCAAAUCUCUUGGAUUACCUUCGAAGACCAGCUUGAGAAUGAGAGGUUUUGAUUUGAAGUGUUUGUGUGUGUCUGUGUGAGAGAGACUGAGAGUUGGUGUAUAUGAAGAUGGGGUCUAAUAAGAAAGCUAGGGUUUUGGAAGGUGGGGUUUUUGGUAGUGGCAGAGUUGGUAAUUUUGGUGUUGAAAAUUUAGGAAAUGGGAACAGUGAUUCUUGGGGAACUAGUGUUUGCUGUGAGAUUGAUAAUUCUAAAGAAAUUGAUUCUGUAUUAGAGACUGCAAGUAUGGUAUAUAGUAUGGGGAAUAGUGGUUUGAAUUUGGUAAAAAGGGUAAGUAGAGAAACAAAAAUGGGUGAAAUUGUGAGUGAUGAUUUCAAAGAAAAUGUGAAGUAUGAGGUGGGAGAUAUGGUGUGGGGAAAGGUGAAAUCGUAUCCGUGGUGGCCGGGUCAAAUAUUUGAUGAAGCAUUUGCAGUGCUUUCGGUUCGUAGAAGGAAGAAAAAAGGGCAUGUAUUGGUAGCGUUCUUCGGGGAUGGUAGCUAUGGUUGGUUAAACGCGAAAGAGCUUAUCCCAUUUGAUCCUCACUAUGCUGAGAAAUCAAUGCAAACGAAUGCAAAGGCUUUUGUGAGUGCUGUUGAGGAUGCGGAGAAUGAGGCCUGUAGAAGGGCUGCACUAGGAUUGGAAUGCCGGUGUCGCGACCCUUCUAAUUUUCAGCCUGUGGAUGCUCAUGGGUUUUAUGCGGUUGAUGUGGGAGGUUAUGACCCUCAUGGGGUGUACUCGACGGAGCAAAUUCGAAGGGCUAGAGAUGAGUUUUUUCCACUUGAGAUGCUUUCUUUUGUGUGGCAAAUGGCUUUAAUGCCAUGUAGUAAGUUGCAGGGAAAUGUUGAUUGGAUUAAAAGUAUGGCUAAAGUUCUUGCCUAUCGGAUGGCUGUGUUUGAGAAGUCCAACGAGACCUACUCACAUGCAUCUGGGAUUGAUCAAGUUUGCCCUGCAAGUUCAAAGAGGGUUUUAAAUCAGCAAGAAUUGUUGUCUCAAGCAACCUUGAGUGGUUCUCCCCAUAUUGAUGAAGCUUUUGGCAAGAAGUCUACAAGUCCUAUAAAAAUUCAGUGUAAGAGAGAUCAGUAUUUUCUUAAACAGGUUGAUGAUCCCAACAUUUUGAGAGCUGAUCACCUUGGUCAAGAGCAACUAAGUUUCCUAAGCCCAUCAAUGUAUGAGGAAGUAGCCUUGUCAGAUGGAAAGCAUGUCUUGGGAGGGAAAUAUCCACACUUUUUCAUGAAUACUGAGUUUGCAGGCAAAGAGGAUGGAAUUGACACAUUUAGCAAAUUGAGUAUGCCACUUAAUCCGGGGCUUGCUGGCAAAGAGAGUGUAACCAUGGACAAGGAAGCAGAACUUGAAUCAAAUAGGACAAAAUUAACUGACAGUUCUCAAGAUUUCCAACAAGCUCAGCCAAGAAUGCUGAAAACAGAUGAAAAUCAUAAUGGGCCUGAGAACAUGCAUUUGGCUGGCAGCAUUGCCUCUCCCUUGGACACCUCACAACCCGGUAAUGUUCUUUCUACAAAUAGUCACAAUAUGUAUAAGAACCCAAAGGCUCUUAAACGUUCUGAAGCAGACUUGAGUUAUGAGGAAGCUUAUGUGGUAGAUAUAAAUAAGAAAAAGAAAACAAAAUCUAAUUUGGAUGCAGGCAUAGGGCCUUCAUAUAAACUCCUUCAACCUGCUACAUUCAAGGCAUUGGCAAGACAAUCAACUCAAGAAUCUCGCCCAACUGCUUUAGUUCAUAGAGAGGAUUCACCAAUGGACCAACAGGACAAAGCAAUUGAAGCUUGCCAUACCAUUUCCUCUGGUUCCAUGGCUAGACAGAAAAUUUUUGGUACAAGAAAUGUUGAAACUGGACUUUCUCAGUUAAUUUCUGAUCUAUUAGCUCUUGCACUAAAUCCUUUCCAUGAUGUGGAACAGAACAGACCUGCAAUUGUGCUUAAUUUUUUUUUGCAAUUUAGAUCUAUCGUCUAUCAGGGAAACUUGGUUGUAUCUUCUUCUGAAGAGCCAGUGUUGAUUGAAACUCAGCCCAUUAAACCUCAUGUAUUUCCUCUGGCUACCGAGAGCAACCCUGUUAGGAGUGCUCAGGACCUGCCUCUUUCUUCUAAACCACCCAAAAAACGGCUGAAAUCUGAUUUUUAUGCAAAGUCUGGCCAUAUCUUCGAUUGUGGGGAAGAUAUGUCCACAAAGAGACUAAAACACCUAAAUAAGCUGAAGACAUUGACUGUAGAAAAGAAGGCUAGCAACUCGAAGCCUAUAAAGUCUCAGGGAAGAGACUGUAAGGAAAUAGGUGAGACAGUUUCAAAAAGGAAGGAAAGAAAUGUGCUAAAGAAGCCAAUUACUCCCAAAAUGGUUCCUGUACCUACAGUGCUAGCGAUGAAUUUCCCGCGUCAAUCAGCUCUUCCAUCAGUUUCAGAGCUGAAAGCAAAAUUUGCACGCUUUGGUCCCCUUGAUCAUUCUGCCUCUUAUGUGUCUUGGAAAGCCUCAAAAUGCCAUAUUGUGUUCAAAUACAAUUCUGAUGCUCAGGCAGCAUAUAGGUAUGCUGUCCAAAGUAGUUCUCUGUUUGGAAAUGUGAAGGUAUAUUACCAAUUGCAAACCCUAGAGUCUCUGGAACCAGAAUUGCAUAAGCUAGGCAAGCAGCUUGAAGAAGAGGCCCAAUAUAAGUUUCCACAUUUGUCAUCAUUGAGCAGCUGCAAUUCUGUAGAAUCAGAGUUUCAGCCAAAGUCAUCUCUGCAGAAGCCACCGGGUGAUGACUUGAGGUCCAUCACAGGUAUACCUGGUACAACCUUACACGUAAAAUUAAUGUUGGGCAGGAAUCAAAGUAGUGAAAGUGAGCAGUUUGCAAUUGAUAGUGGCAUCAAAAACUCCUAUGGUAAUAAUCCAACUGGUAGUUCAUCAUCUUCCUUUUCUACUAUCAAUGUCAAUGUUAGGAACUUCCACAAAGCUAUACCUUCACCUUUGCCUCCUCCCAUUGAUCUCCCUAACCCGAUUUCACAAUUUUUUGAGGACAGUGAGCUUCUUCAAUCUGUUCAAGCUUGUAAUUUUCAGCAUUGCCAAGUUGGGUCUAGAAACAAUCAUACGUAUUACUCCACCCCUAGCCAAAGUGUAGACAUCUCCCAUCAAAUGUUAAACCUUCUGACCAAGUGUAGUGAAAUUGUACAUGAGUUGAAGUGCUCCUUAGGAUAUGUGCCUCUCUGUCUCUGAUUAACUCAACCACUAACAUAUGACAUUGGCGAAUAGUUCAUACACUGAAGCCAUUGAUUUUCUGCAGCCAGGAAAAUAGAAGAGUAUGCAAAACACUAAACUAACCUGUUGGAGUAUUAUCAUGUGAAAAGACCCACUAGUUUGAUACUUGAGUAAGAAGUUAGUGUUAGGAAUGUACAGUUUAAACUUUAGAUAGCAUGAAGCAUGAUCUAGAGGAAUAGAAGUAGUUGGCACAUUGACAUAGUUCUGAAUAUAUGGCUAUAUUAGUUCGUCUUUAGAGAGGUGGAAAGAAAAAUUUCCUCUCUUUUUUGUCCGUAUGCCAAUGCAAAAUCUACAAGGUAUUUUAUAU